CUCCUCGACAUAUACAAUUCUUCAAACACAUCACUACGUCAUACGCCAGACUGCAGCCAUGGCUUCCUCAACCGACAAGAAGCCACCAGCAACACCAGCUCCACGCUCCAUCGUCCCCGACGCCAACACCUUCGACCCCAGCCUUCCCGCCUCCAAGUCAGGCGCCGGCGCCAGUAACACCACCACCUCCUCCUCCGAUACCCAACCCAAUUGUCCCUUCUGCCACAUCUCCUCAACUUUUCCCCCCUACCCCCCUACCUCCCCUCCUUCUCCCUUCCCCCCAUCCACCUCCACCUCCCCCCAACCACAAACCUUCCUCCUCCUCUCCACCCCCCUCCUGAUCGCCUUCCUCGACAUCAUGCCCCUCUCCCCGGGCCAUCUCUUACUCUGCCCCCGCCGGCACGCCGCCAAACUCACCGACGUGCUUCCCGAUGAAGCCGCCGAAUUGGGGCGCUACCUACGGAUCCUCUCGGAAGCGGUGACGCGGGCGACGGGGAUCAAAGACUGGAACGUGGUCCAGAACAACGGGAUUGCCGCUGCGCAGGUUGUCGAGCAUAUGCAUUUUCACAUCAUUCCCAGGCCAGGGCUGAGGGAGGCUGAGAGGUUUACGAGCACCAUGUUUGGGAGGGGGAAAAGGGAGGAUUUGGAUGAGGACGAGGGGGAGGAGUUGGCGAGGAGGGUGAGGGGGUUUGUAACGGAGGUGGUUAGGGAGGAGGUGGAGGAGGAGAGGGGGCUAAGGGAGAAAGCAAAGCUGUAG
This is a messenger RNA of Neurospora tetrasperma FGSC 2508, 757 nucleotides long. RefSeq lists its product as uncharacterized. NCBI's taxonomy places the organism in Eukaryota, Fungi, Ascomycota, Sordariomycetes, Sordariales, Sordariaceae. The coding region runs from base 59 to 757 and encodes 232 amino acids. Gene Ontology annotation, molecular function: catalytic activity. The transcript has a single exon. The record is from RefSeq and is a predicted model, not a curated record. Gene Ontology annotation, biological process: nucleotide metabolic process.